UUGACGUAUUAUGAAAGAGGGAAAACUGAAAAGCAAAUAAUAUGAAAAUUGCGUAUUUAUAUUUUAAUUUCAAGGCAGAUACUUUUCAUUUUAUCACUUAAUGUCUCCAUAAAUAUGUCUCUUAAUGGUACACUCAAUUCUGUUAGAGGUUUUUUAGCCUCAAAUUAUAUGUUAGUGGAUGAUGAGUGGCUCUCUGGAUGUGUUGAGUAUUUAGGGGAAGACAAUAAUUACAGCGUAGAUGAGAUAAAAAAUCUAGCAAGAGAACAGUGGCUCUUAAACAACCUCAAAGAAAUCUGCCCCGGUUCUCUUCCCAAAAAUUUGAAAGAGCAGAAAAAGACCGUGCUAAAUGGCCGUUUUGUUUUGCAAAUAAAUGCAGCCGUAGAUAUUGGUGCGCCGGCGUAUCAACAGUAUUUGAAACUGCAAAAAGUGAAUACAGAAAAUAUAGAAGCAACAAGAUCAUUUGAAGAUAAAAUAAAGAAUAAUAGGAUGAUCAAGCUUUACAUGACAGAUGGUGUGCAGGAUGUGUCAGGGAUUGAGUACAAACCAAUGAGGAAUUUAACCUGCGACAUCACACCUGGAUGUAAGGUUCUGAUAAAAGGACCAGUGGAAUGCCGCAGAGGAAUCAUGUUACUGUCAGAGAGUUCGAUAGAACUACUUGGUGGAGAGGUGCAAGAACUGGCCGAAACCAAUUCACUGGCUGGCUUAUUGUCUUCCAAACUGGGCUUGCCUACUAUUCAAGAAACAAAUUUGAACACAACAAUAAAUCAACCGAGAAACACGGACAUCCCCACUCCACACACACACCUCCCCCCACCAAUUAAUGAACCAACAUUUGAGACAGUCGAUCAAUCAUCGCGCCCAAUUGCUAGGGUAACCAGCAUCCAAGUCCAGGGCUUUGUUGAUGACGAUAUAGAUGAAGACCAAUUAGCGGCUAUCGAAGCAGAAUUCAGUAGCAACCCUAGCAAGCGACCGAGUUAUGAUGACUACCCUCAACCAGAGAAGAAAUUUAAGACAAACACUGUUGAAGAUUAUCCAGAAGACAAUGAUGUUUUUGAAGAUGAAGACCAUCUGCUGGAAAUGGAGGCAAAGUUUGAUGAAACUGAAAUGAAUAUCAAAUUUCCUUUACAAGUAUCAUCCGAACCUUUUUUGUACAUUAAACAGAUUAACGAUAUGAGUGACAGGGACAAAGAAGGGAGAGUGUUUUUAAUAAAAGGACAAAUAAUGAAGUUGUUAUCAAAGUUAUCAGUGGGGAAAGAUGGGUGGAGUUUAAAGUGUACUUUAGUGGAUGGUACGGGGACUCUAGAUGCAGACUUUACAAGUGAUGUGCUAUCCAAAUUAGUGGGUUUGACGCCGCAAGAAAUGAACGAUAUAAAAAAGCAGAUUGCGAAAAGCCCAGAGUUGAAGGAAAAAGCUGUGUCUGUCUCUCCCAUGGAUCAGGUGUCGGUAAGUAAAAUAGAGGAUUUUCGAGAAGUAUAAACUAAGUUUAUAAGGAAACAUCUGUGUAAUUGAAGUGACGUUUUUAAUUGUCACGCAAAAACCACUGGACCGAUUUCAAAAUUUAUUUUGUGAAGCCAUUAACAAAGAGAAGAUGAAGCAAAAUUUAUUUCACCAUUUUCACCUGCAUUCCGCCCCUGCAUAUAAUUAUAUCAACUUUUUAUGAUGCAUUCUGACAC
Messenger RNA from Zerene cesonia (dogface butterfly), 1673 nucleotides. Its product is annotated as recQ-mediated genome instability protein 1-like. Gene Ontology annotation, cellular component: nuclear body; RecQ family helicase-topoisomerase III complex. The coding region runs from base 115 to 1476 and encodes 453 amino acids. The transcript has 7 exons. The record is from RefSeq and is a predicted model, not a curated record. Lineage: Eukaryota; Metazoa; Arthropoda; Insecta; Lepidoptera; Pieridae. Gene Ontology annotation, molecular function: nucleotide binding. Gene Ontology annotation, biological process: double-strand break repair via homologous recombination; resolution of meiotic recombination intermediates.